CCGCGGGCGUUGGUAGAGCAAUUCCAGAAAAGGUUUGCAGGGCAGGUCUGGGAGAACAAAGGGCGGGGGGAGGACCCGGCAUGUUUGUGGACUUGUUUGUGACUCAGUCCUUUUACACGGCGUUUCAAAGGCAGACCUGCAAGCCUUGCCAGGAAGAGAAAGAACUUGGGGGCGGGGGAGGCUCGGGCGCAGUAUUUCUGUCCAGCCUCGCUCGCUCGGCGCUGCCCCUCGGCUCCGGGCUCGCGCAGUGGUGUUUCAUUAGAGCCCUGGACACGGGCCACUCACCAGGAACUUCCCCGCACGGAGCGAGAUUUACGACCCCCCUCCCCCGGCGCUCGGCCUCUCAAUGUCAGGCAGGAGCGCCGCAACAUAAAAUGGAGCCCGGCCGGCGCGGCGGCGGCAGCCAGGCGGCGGGCUCCCGGGCGGCGGGGCCGCUGUUCCCGAGGCUCCGCGCUGCGCCCGGACGCACACGCGCGCCCUGACCGCGGACGGCUCCCGGCCGCCCCGAGCCGCCCCUCGCGCUGCCCUCGCGCAACUGACAGGCAAGACGGGCUGCCGGAUAUUGGCUCCGCGACAUGCCGAGGCUCCUCCCCAGUCUGGAUCUUUAUAUUUUGGGAGAAUUUCUUUGAACUCAGUUACCCAGCUCCGCGAAGGAGACAAGUUCCCACAGCCGGCUCGCCGGCGGAGGCGAGGCGAGGGCUCGCCCACCUUCUCUGCAGCUGCCGCGCGCCCUGAUUGUAUUCCUCUUCUCCAUCGUGGAGGAAAAUGGACUGACUUGGCUGGGGAAAAUGCUAGUUAUCUGGAUGUGACCGUGAAAAGAGACCGUGUGACUGGAGGAGGCAGAAGAGGAUGAGGAAAAGCAUUAUUUGAAGAGAAGACUAAACCUGCCACUCCAACCCUUUCUGCAGAUUGGUGCUGUUACUUCUGGGGUCCAUUUGCUUUUAUUCUCCCCCCACCCCAAAUGAAGAAACCUUGACUUGAGGGCCAAGAGACAGCUCCCUACAACCGUAGGACGCUUCUGGGUUGGAAAACCUUUUGGAUGUAGCGUUGGUGGAACAUUUAGACACUCUCCUCCGCAAAAGACACCAUGAAUUCCGUAGCUGGGAAUAAAGAGAGGCUGGCGGUCUCCACCAGGGGCAAGAAAUACGGGGUGAAUGAAGUCUGCUCGCCCACCAAGCCGGCGGCGCCCUUCUCCCCCGAAAGCUGGUACCGGAAAGCGUACGAGGAGUCGCGCGCUGGGAGCCGGCCCACCCCCGAGGGCGCGGGCUCGGCGCUCGGCUCGUCGGGGACCCCGUCCCCCGGCUCGGGCACCUCGUCCCCCAGCUCCUUCACGGGCUCCCCGGGCCCCGCCUCCCCGGGCAUUGGCACCAGCUCGCCGGGCUCCCUGGGCGGCUCGCCGGGCUUCGGCACGGGCUCCCCGGGCUCGGGCAGCGGCGGCGGCUCCUCCCCCGGCUCGGACCGCGGCGUCUGGUGCGAAAACUGCAACGCCCGCCUGGUGGAGCUGAAGAGGCAGGCUCUGAAGCUGCUCCUCCCGGGGCCCUUCCCCGGCAAGGAUCCUGCUUUCUCGGCUGUGAUUCACGACAAGCUCCAGGUCCCCAACACCAUCCGGAAGGCAUGGAAUGACAGGGACAACCGCUGUGACAUUUGUGCCACACACCUGAACCAGCUGAAGCAGGAGGCCGUCCAGAUGGUGCUCACCUUGGAACAGGCAGCUGGCAGUGAGCACUACGAUGGCUCACCUGGCUCGCCCCCACCCCUCUCGAACCUCCCCACCCUGGUGGGGUCCCGGCACGUGGGUGGGCUCCAGCAGCCCAGGGACUGGGCCUUUGUGCCCGCUUCCUAUGCCUCCUCCAACUACACAGCCUUCGUCACCAACAAGCAUAGCAGCAAAGCCAACAGCCUCGGGGUCAGCAAUGGGGCGGAGAAGAAAAGUGGAUCUCCAACACACCAAGCCAAGGUCAGCCUCCAGAUGGCCACCAGUCCCAGCAAUGGGAACAUCCUCAACUCGGUGGCCAUCCAGGCUCACCAGUACCUGGAUGGCACCUGGUCCCUGUCAAGAACCAAUGGGGUCACCCUGUACCCCUACCAGAUCUCCCAGCUGAUGACAGAGACUGGCCGGGAGGGCCUGACAGAAGCAGCGCUGAAUCGCUACAAUGCAGACAAGCCUUUGGCCUGCAGCGUCCCAGCCUCCCAGGGCUCCUGCGUGGCCAGCGAGACGUCCACAGGCACCUCGGUGGCCGCUUCCUUCUUCGCAAGAGCUGCCCAGAAGUUAAAUCUGUCUUCUAAAAAGAAGAAACAUCGACCCUCUACUUCUUCUGUUGCCGAGCCACCUCUCUUUGCCACCAGCUUCAGCGGCAUCCUACAGACGUCCCCUCCCCCGGCCCCGCCCUGUCUGCUGAGGGCCGUCAACAAGGUGAAGGACACCCCAGGCCUGGGCAAGGUGAAAGUCAUGCUUCGUAUCUGUUCCACUUUGGCUCGCGAUACCUCAGAAUCCAGCUCUUUCUUAAAGGUGGACCCUCGAAAGAAGCAGAUCACCUUGUAUGACCCCCUGACGUGUGGAGGUCAAAACGCCUUCCAGAAGAGAGGCAACCAGGUGCCUCCUAAGAUGUUUGCCUUCGAUGCAGUUUUUCCCCAAGAUGCUUCGCAGGCUGAAGUGUGUGCUGGGACCGUGGCAGAGGUGAUCCAGUCUGUGGUCAACGGGGCAGAUGGCUGCGUGUUCUGCUUCGGCCACGCCAAGCUCGGAAAAUCCUACACCAUGAUAGGAAAGGACGAUUCCAUGCAGAAUCUUGGCAUCAUCCCCUGUGCUAUCUCUUGGCUCUUCAAGCUCAUAAAUGAGCGGAAAGAAAAGACCGGAACUCGUUUCUCAGUGCGCAUCUCAGCCGUGGAAGUGUGGGGCAAGGAGGAGAACCUGCGGGACCUGCUGUCCGAGGUGGCCACGGGCAGUCUGCAGGACGGCCAGUCCCCGGGCGUGUACCUGUGCGAGGACCCCAUCUGUGGCACGCAGCUGCAGAACCAGAGCGAGCUGCGGGCACCCACCGCGGAGAAGGCCGCCUUCUUCCUGGACGCCGCCAUUGCCUCCCGCCGGGGCAACCAGCAGGACUGCGAUGAGGACGACCACCGCAACUCCCACAUGCUCUUCACCCUGCACAUCUACCAGUACCGGAUGGAGAAGAGCGGGAAAGGAGGAAUGUCUGGGGGCCGAAGCCGCCUGCACCUCAUUGAUCUCGGCAGCUGUGUGAAAGCUCUUAGCAAAAAUCGGGAAGGAGGCUCAGGGCUGUGCCUCUCACUGUCGGCUCUGGGCAAUGUCAUCCUGGCUCUCGUCAAUGGCAGCAAGCACAUCCCAUACAAAGAAAGCAAGCUCACCAUGCUGCUGCGAGAGUCCCUGGGGAACGUGAACUGUCGCACCACCAUGAUCGCUCACAUCUCGGCCGCGGCCGGGAACUACGCGGAAACCCUGUCCACCAUCCAGAUCGCCUCGAGAGUCUUGAGGAUGAAGAAGAAGAAAACAAAGUACACGUCGAGUUCCUCCGGGGGAGAGAGCUCCUGUGAAGAAGGCAGGAUGCGCAGGCCCACCCAGCUGAGACCCUUCCACGCCAGGGCCGCAGUCGAUGCGGACUUCCCGAUCCCUCACCUGCCCAGCGACCCCGACUACUCCUCCAGCAGCGAGCAGUCCUGUGACACGGUCAUCUACAUUGGGCCAAACGGCACGGCCCUCUCUGACAAGGAGCUCACCGACAACGAGGGGCCCCCAGACUUUGUCCCUAUCGUGCCGGCCCUGCAGAAGACCAGGGGCGACAGCCGGCCCACGGAGGCUGGAGAGGCCGCGGCCAGCAAAUCAGAGAGGGACUGCUUGAAGUGCAACACGUUCGCUGAGCUGCAGGAGAGGCUGGAUUGCAUCGAUGGCAGCGAAGAGCCCAGUAGGUUUCCUUUUGAAGAGCUGCCUGCCCAGUUUGGGGCAGAGCAGGCAAGCAAGUGUCCCCCAUUAAGCCAAGCAGCGGGGGCGAACCUGUUCUGUGAGUCUGAUAAGGAAGAUAACGAGUCAGAUGGCCAGCUGCCUGAUAGAGAAGGCACUGACCCCUUGGUCUCCAAGAUGCAGAGGAAUCACUCACCUGUCCCUGCUGCAGUGCUCGCCAACAGCCCCGCCCCUGCCUCGCCCAGGAGCAUCCCGGGCAGCAGCGGCCAGCACAGUUCCUCCCAGCUGGUGCAGAGCCCCAGCCUCCAGAGCAGCCGAGAAAGCCUGAACUCCUGUGGCUUUGUGGAAGGCAAGCCCAGGCCGAUGGGCUCCCCCCGGCUGGGCAUCGCCAGCCUGUCCAAGACCUCAGAGUACAAGCCGGCCAGCUCUCCUUCGCAGAGAUGCAAAGUCUACACGCAGAAGGGCGUCCUGCCUUCCGCUGCCCCGCUGCCAACCUUGAGCAAGGAUUCUGGCAUGGUACCUAGUGAGUCCCUGCUGCAGCCUGAGGUACGGACCCCCCCGGUGGGUAUGAGCCCCCAGGUUUUGAAGAAAUCCAUGUCUGCUGGGAGCGAAGGUUUCCCUGAAACCUCCGCCGAUGACGAGCAUCAGGCAGCAACUUCUCCAGAUUCCAAGAAGGAGAUCGUGAGCACCACGAUGGUGACAGUACAGCAGCCCCUGGAGCUGAACGGUGAGGAUGAGCUGGUGUUCACGCUGGUGGAGGAGCUGACCAUCAGUGGGGUUCUGGAAAACGGCCGCCCCACCAGCAUCAUCAGCUUCAACAGCGACUGCUCUGUGCAGGCCUUGGCCUCGGGCUCCCGGCCCGUCAGCAUCAUCGGCAGCGUCAGCGAGGACCUGGAGUGCUACUCCAGCAUGGCUCCCGUCUCCGAGGUCAGCAUCACGCAGUUCUUGCCCCUCCCAAAGCUGAGCCUGGACGACAAGGGCCGGGAGGCGGGGAGCAGGCGUUCCUCCAUCAGCUCCUGGCUGAGCGAGAUGAGCGCGGGCAGCGACGGCGAGCAGUCGUGCCACAGUUUCAUAGCGCAGACGUGUUUUGGGCACAGGGAAGCAAUGGCAGAUCCUCCGGCCUCGGACUUUGUCGGCAGCAUCCAGAACACCUCUGUGGUGUGCCGAGAGAAGCCCAAGGCCGGCCCUGACAAUUUGCUCAUCUUGUCUGAAAUGGGGGAAGACUCUUUCAACAAAGCCACCCCCGUCAAAGGCUGCCAGAUAUCCACCCUGGGCAAGGCCAUGGUCACCAUCUCCAAUACGGCAAAUCUGAGCGGCUGCGAAGGGUACAUCCCCAUGAAGACCAACAUCACGGUUUACCCCUGCAUCGCCAUGAGCCCCCGGAACCUCCAAGAGCCUGAGGCAUCCGUUGCCACCAUCAGCUCAGGCCCCAAAGCAGCCCAGUCCCAGGAGAGCAAGGAAACCAGCACCAAGAAAGAGAUGAAAUUUGAGGACCCCUGGCUAAAACGAGAAGAGGAGGGAGAAACAGAGAGUGCUUAUCCCAGGGAGGAAAGGAUGAGGUACGAGACCGCGGCCGGCCCCCCACAGCCUGAGGCCAGAGCAGAGGGGGAACAGGACAGGAAGGCCAGCCCCGGUGACAGGCUGAGCAGCAGCAGCGGUGAGGUGUCCGCCUCCCCCGUGGCCGACAGCUUCAGGAGGGUCGUGGAUGGCUGUGAGAUGGCACUGCCCAGCUUGGCUGCCCAGAGCCCCGUGCAUCCCAGCAAAAGCCUCAAGUCGAGCAGCCUGCCCAGGGCUUUUCAGAAAGCCAGCAGACAGGAGGAGCCGGACAGCCUCUUCUACCACUGCGCCGCCGAGACCAACGGGAUUGGUGCAGCUUUCGGCACCCAGCUCUCCAAGGCGACCCUGGAGAGGAAGGUGGCGUCACCCAAGCAUUGCGCCUUGGCUCGGCCCAAAGGGACCCCACCUCUGCCCCCUGUCCGGAAGUCCAGCUUGGACCAGAAGAACCGGGCCAGCCCCCAGCACAGUGCCUGCAGCAGCACCAGCAGCAGCCCCUUGAACCAGCCAGCGCCCUUCUCGGCCAGCUUCCCGGAUGAGCCCAGCGGCAAGGCGAAGGAUGCCAGCAGCAGCAGCAAGCUCUUCAGCGCCAAACUGGAGCAGCUGGCCAGCAGGACCAACUCUCUGGGCAGGACGACAGUCAGCCACUACGAAUGCCUCUCGCUGGAGAGGGCCGAGAGCCUGUCCUCCAUGAGCGCCCGGCUGCACGCGGGCAAGGACAGCACCAUGCCCCGCGCGGGGAGGAGCCCGGGCCGCAGCGCCGGGGCCUCGCCCACCACCCCGGGCCCCAGCCAGUCGGCGGGGGCCUCGCCCAAGGCCAGCCAGUCCAAGAUCUCGGCCGUGAGCAAGCUGCUCCUGGCCAGCCCCAAGGCGCGCAGCCUGGCCGCGUCCACCACCAAAACCCUGAGCUUCUCCACCAAGUCUCUGCCGCAGUCGGUGGGCCAGAGCUCCAGCCUGCCCCCGAGCGGGAAGCACAUGUCCUGGUCCACCCAGUCGCUCAGCCGCAGCCGGGGCGCGGGCCUGGCCUCCAAGCUGCCGCUGCGCGCGGUGAACGGGCGCAUCUCGGAGCUGCUGCAGGGCGGCGCGGGCGCCCGGGGCUUGCCGCUGCGCGCCGGGCCCGAGGCCGAGGAGCGCGGGGGCCCCGGCGACGACAAGCCGGCCGCCGCGCCCCUGCUGCCGUCGCCCUACAGCAAGGUGACGCCGCCGCGGAAGCCCCACCGCUGCAGCAGCGGCCACGGCAGCGACAACAGCAGCGUGCUGAGCGGGGAGCUGCCGCCGGCCAUGGGGAAGACGGCGCUCUUCUACCACAGCGGCGGCAGCAGCGGCUACGAGAGCAUGAUGCGCGACAGCGAGGCCACCGGCAGCGCGUCCUCCGCCCAGGACUCCAUGAGCGAGAACAGCAGCUCGCUCGGCGGCCGGGGCCGGAGCCUCAAGACCCCAAAGAAACGCUCCAACGCAGGCUCUCAGAGACGGAGGCUCAUCCCGGCGUUGUCCCUCGACACCCCCUCCCCUGUGAGGAAACCCGCCGGCGGCCCCGGGGUCCGCUGGGUGGACGGCCCCCUGCGCAGCACCCAGAGAGGCCUCGGGGAACCCUUCGAGAUUAAAGUCUAUGAAAUCGAUGACGUGGAGCGGCUGCAGCGGCGACGAGGGGGCAACAGCAAGGAGGUCAUGUGCUUCAACGCGAAACUGAAAAUUCUGGAGCACCGCCAGCAGAGAAUCGCCGAGGUCCGAGCCAAGUACGAGUGGCUGAUGAAGGAGCUGGAGAUGACCAAACAGUAUCUGAUGCUGGAUCCCAACAAAUGGCUCAGUGAAUUCGACCUGGAGCAAGUUCUGGAGCUGGACUCCCUCGAGUAUCUGGAAGCGCUGGAGUGCGUGACAGAGCGCCUGGAGAACCGUGUGAACUUCUGCAAGGCCCACCUCAUGAUGAUCACCUGCUUUGACAUCACCUCCAGGCGCCGGUGAAGAAGCCAGCCCGGCCCUCGCUCCCCGGGACUCACGGCCGGUCACGCUCCCGGGCCCUCGGUGCUGGCGGCGCUCAGAGACAACGGCAUGAGGAUGAAGGUUGGUGGCAAGUCUGGAGUGAGUGUUGAGGGGAAGGCGAUUUUCCUUUUUGUUUUCUGUAGGAAAGGUGCAAACACCAGACACGCGCGGGAAGAGGAAAGGAUGGGAAGCCCAAGGGAAGUGGAAGCCCCGAGAGACUGGAAAAGCACUUUGAGGAACUUUAAAGAACUUGUCUGUACAUAAGAACUGCUGGCAGACGAGACCUCACUCUUCUCCCGGUUUCGUGAGAAAGGGCGCGGGUGGACGCAGGAUUGCUGUUGACAGCGAAAACGAGACAACGAAUUACCCAGAAUGACUGAUCAAGUGCCUUGCAAAUCUUUAUUAUUAUCCAAACGUUUAUGUUCAUACUUUCUUGUGUACAGAUGGUGCUAGUCAAGAUGAAAACAACAAAACCAACAAAAAAGAAAAAUCAAACCUGUUUUUGAAAUGUAUUUACAGCUCGUUUUCUCUCAGUGUUUUAGCCUCUUUCUGACUUGCUGUUUCUGAGUAAGUUGUGUUUGUAGAGCUAUUUCCUAGUCAGUAUUGCAUAUGAAUAAAUGUUGACUGUCUUUUAUGGUUCUUCUGGUAAGGCCACUCAAACAGAACAGAGAGACUUCAUGGGCACAAGCCAGUGUGUUUCCAAAGAAGGCUGGAGCAGCAGGGGACGCUGGAUGCCGUUGACUGGGACGGUCGAUCACGGAGCAGGUGCAUGCGAGCUCGAGCGAGCGAGAGAGAAGGGGCUGCCUCUUUAAAGGAGGAAAGGAGCCUUUCUGCCCUGGGCCCUCCUUAUCCUUUGGGUGGAAUGUAUGUUCCAGAUACAGUUUCCCCUCCAAGUCCUGAUGCACGUACUGGUUCCUUUACCCACAAAUCCAGGGUUUUCAUGGCCCUCGAGACAUUUUUCAUAUUCGUUUUUAUUCCAAAGACUCUGGAUCGAAAGCUUGAACCAAUUCAGCAGAGCCAUAUUUCUUUGUUCUCUAGUUUCGCGAGUUGAUUAGUGCAGGGGCGGUUUCCCAGUUUAGAGACCUUCUCAGCCUGGUAGGUGCUCAGACUCCAACAGUACUGAUCUAGAACAAGAAAGGAUGUUGGGCUUGCACAACUUUUCUGUUGUCCAGAGUGCUGCUUAAAUGUAACAAGUUUCAGUUCUCCCAUGUCCCAAAGCCUCCAUCCCAAGAGACGACCAGACUUGUCCUCUCAACCUGGGCACCUGAAGGCAGAGAAAGGCUUCCCGUCAUACACCACACACCCCUGGUGAGGCGGAGCACCGAGUUUCAUGCAUGUGGAUGUACAGGUCUUGGCUCCCGGGAACUUGGGACCUCAUGCUCACAUUAAGAUGUUCAUCCCUGCCACACUUCCCUUAGGGAUUGUUAGACCUGUUGUACUGAUAGAAACCCAAGGCACAAGUGGUCAAGGGAUUGUCUGACGACAGCUGUGGAGCAGCAGGGGCGUCCUCCUGCCUCCAGCUCACUGCCCUCUCCCAGGGCCCCUGCAGCCUGCCGGGGGACGGAGGUGCUCAGGGUUUUAUAGAGUUCUGUUCGUUUUUGCCCUCACAUGCAGCAUAUCUUCAUGAGCCUAUUUCCAGGAGAGGCAGUGCCCGCUAACCAACUCCUCUGCCCCAGCUGCUCCCCAAGGAAAAAGAACCUUUGCAUUUCUUUGUCAGUGCUCCUCUGGACACGUUACCCAGCACAGGUGGCUCAAGAGCCAGCGACGCUCAGCUGAACUCAGUAAACAGGAACCGAAGUCCCACGAGCUUCACAGUACCCGAACCUUUACUGGUCAGGACAGGCACAGGUGGCCCGUUAACUGUUUGGGAAGUCAGCCCCAUACAGCUGUGAAUGGGUGUGUUUAAUAGCAACAUUAUGGAAGCUUCUGGACUUCAAGGGAUGCCAGUCUUUUGAGUUUGUUUGAGUUUUCCAUUUGGCAUCCCUUUGGGUUGCUGGUUUGAAAUAUACCACUUCAUGAAAAGCCUUUAAUUUGGGGAUUGUCAAAGGUGAGUAUUCUAGUCUUGGUUGGAAACAAAUUCACUUGAUUAGUAAGCAGUGGACUUAGCUUUUGCCCCUGGCAUAUCUCCCCCAGCCCUGAGGUCACCAUGCUGAGCUGACUUCCUCAGCAGGCCAGCGAUGGGGCCCUGGUGCCUUUCCUGCAGUGACACUAAGUGGAAACAGCUACAGAGAUUUAACAUCUCCAUCCGAGGGGAGUGGCCUCCUGCCUAAACCUCCAUUUAUACAUUUGUAGCAACUUUAUGUGAUAGCAAAAGGGUUGAAUGAAACCAAGAGCUAUCUGACCAAGUCAGAUUGGCUUCCCCAGAUGCCACACCCUGGAACAUCUCACAGGAUCCUCUCCGCCACGGGGUUGGAGAACAACUUUGCAUGAGGUUGUCCAUUCUGGCUUUUCCUUUUUUUUAACCUAAGUAAGCGGAAAACAUCUUAAUGUACCAAGUAUUGAUUACCCAUGUGGAGAAAUCAUGAAUUUUAUGCUAUCACGUGCUUGUUCCUGGUUCUAGCUGGGUGUUGACUCUACAGAUGAUGAUCCUUAGGCAAAGAGGAAAGCAGGUCUGGCCAACCAUUCUGAAGCAGUCCCAUAACUGAAGAAUGCCUCAUUCAGUGACCAGAUGGGAGGUAGUUCCAGGUCUCUUUUUGGUGUUAGCGAUAUAACCCAAGAAGGCAAAGGGAAUGUCAAAGAACCCAUUUCCAUUUCAUUAUCCACAAGUGAAAGGACCAGGAAAAUGUUGAUUUGAAAUGAACAUUUAGACAGGAAGCCUUAAUUCCUUGUCUGAAAUCUGCUCCCUCUCCAAAUAGUUUAGUGUGAGGAAGCAGCAGAACAAAACUCAGAUCGAAAAAAGGGAAAGUGAUAUUGUUUCCCCGGGAGUAAAUCCAUAUUGCAUUUCAUGAUGGUGUUUUCCUGCUGUGAAGGAGCGAGUUUGCUUUAUCCCGGGCUUUCAGUCCCCACCUGGGAGCUGCAACCUUUGAUCUUCUUGUCCUUGAAUUCCCCUCUACAUCACCGGGGGGGAAGUUGUCGCUAACUUUCAUCUCUUCUGGGUUUGAAGUCGGAACACCUCGUCUGUUGUUUUAUCUCCAACUGCUAUUCUGAAGAUGGGGAACUAGAGGUGCAAAUGCCGAGGUUGGCCCUGUGUUGACACAGGUGGGAUGUACAGGGGACGCCAAGCUGAGGAGGGGAUAGAAGCUGGAAUAAACAGCCAUGCAGCCCAGCAUGGGGAACUGGCCAGGCAGGAAUCCAGCCCAGUUUGUGAUCAAUUAGCCUUAAGCUUGAAGUCUGUGUUCCUGGAAGGUGGCAGUGACUUCAUGUGGCCACAAAUACCAUCCAGGGUGGUGGUUCAAAAAGUGUGACGCACACAUAUACUUCUUCUUGUGCUGGUUCUCAGAUUUCCGUUCGUGUUGAGCAAGAAGCCCUUCUUCAGGCGUCAGGUUCUAAUGCUGCUCCUGCAUUUGAGUUAAUCCAUUAGCCUUUAUCCCAGGUGUUACUCUGUGCAAGCAGCUGUCUGACCUGGGCUUCUUGGGACUGAAGGCAAGAGCCCAUCCAUUUGUCAGCCUGGUCCUACACACAGUUGCCCAGUCAUCGGCCACUGCUGAUCUGUAAUUGGGGCUUCCAAACUGACGAUGGAGUGAAUGUUUUUAAGUUCCUUAUUCCAAAAACGAUUUUAGGCUGUAAAAGAAAUGACUAAAGAUGAGUUAACUUCAAAAUUGGAACCAGAAGAACUGACAGAUUUACUCAUUGUUCUCUCCCACUGGAGUAUUAGUCUGCUCUUUGAGCAUAUACUAAAGAUUUCCUCAUUUUAGAGGCAAUGUAUUUGAAACCCUGAAACAGGACACAUUGAGAGUCCUGUUCACAACUAGCUGAUGCUGAGUAAACGUCCAUUCCCACCGUCCCUGGAGCCUGCCUGCUGCUGCCUGGCAGUGCGGCCCAGCCUUCCACAGCAGAGGGGUGCUCUUCAACACUGCAUACAUGAGACGUGACUGCCCCAAGAAAGGCCAGUGCAGCCCACUUUUUCUGGGCCAAAUGUCACUGCCAGCACAAUCUUUUCGGGGGAAGGAGGGACAGGUGGUAGAAAUUUAGUGUUCCUUUGGAUUGCAAUAUCUCUUUCUCCUCCUCCAGCAAAUAUCUGUCAACAUUUGUGGGUAAAAGCUCAUAAACUGUGUCACUUCGUAAUCUUUCUGACAAAAAUACAUAUUAUUUUUUAUGACAAACUGUUCAUUAUUUCCAGAUAAAAGCAUAAUUCCAAUCCAGGAGAAGCUCUUGUAACUCAAGCUCAUCUUCUCAAAAAGGUUUUAUGAAAAUUCUUAGAAGCUAGUUUACCCAUCCGUAAACACACACAUUCUGCUUUGGGGUGGGCCUACUCAGAACCGAGAUGAUGUCAUAAUAUUGGGUGCAGAGUGGUGCCUCAGGUGGUGUGAAGCCUUCACUGCAUACAAUUAAUAUUCUCUAAACAUAGUUGUUCCCAAUGUCCACGUGUGUAGCGUUAGUGUUGAAAUUCUGGCACUCACACAUCUAUUCGAUGUAGACACUGAAAUUACCUUCAAAAUUAAAAAGGCUCAUUGCUGCAUUCCCCAUCCUGCUAACCAACAUCCUACAUUGUCAUAUUCAAUUUAUGAAGAAGUUCUCAUUUAUGUGUCAACUCAGGAUGUUGUCUCAUAGCGUCGCUUGUGUUUUAUAAUUUAUUUAUACAUCAUGGUUAGAAAUGCUAACCAGCACUAUGCAGCGAGGCUUGGUGGAUCGGCCUGUGGCUGUUCUUGUCCCCUCCCUCUGGCGAGGUGUGUUAGUGGAGAUGUGGGCAGGGGGAGGGGAGGAAAGAUAAAUAAAUCAGGAGAACAGGGAUUAGGGUCCAAUCCUGCAAGUUCAAAAUCUAAGCUGUUUCUAUAGUAAGUGGCUAAAGGGGAAAAGAUCCCUUCAUUUUGAAUUUGAUGAUGAUGGGCUUGGAAAUCAGCUUCCGCACGCCUGGAUGGAAGGGGAUCCGGCCUCUUCUGCUGGUUCAACAUGAAAUUUCUGAGAAAAGUGCAGACAGUACUAGGUUCCUACAUUUCCCUAAGAUCCCCCACCCACCCACGCCCAGUGCUACAGAAGGGGGUUUGGAGAAGCAAGUCGAGUUCCUCACCUGGGAGAUAUAUAUAUAGUAGCUGUUUUUGUGGAGAAACCAAAGCACUUUAGUGAGUCUUACAACCCAUAAUACUUAAGGCAUCUUGUCUCCUCGCUGGAUCCCUGAGAGGCAGGGAGGGGCUGGCAUCAGUAGUCUCAUUUGAGAGGCAGCUAAACGUAGGAGAAAAAGCCUUGAGCUCGGAGUAAGGAAAUCGGGGUGCAGGCCUGGGUCCUCACUCGCUAUGCAACCUUGGGCAAGUCACUUCACUUUGCUGGGCCUCAGGCUCCCCAAUGGCAGUUUGGGGGUCAAGACAGCUGCCCCUCUGGGAAUAGUGUAAAGAGAAAAUGGUAUAAUCGAUGGGAAGUGCUUUGAAGAAAUUUAAGCUCUGUACAGGAGCUGGGGAUAAUGAAUUAUAGAUGGAGAAGCUGACGUCAAUAGUCAAUGAUUGGCCCAAGUUCACAGAGUCGUUUUAUAACAGAACUGGGACUUGAGUCCAGCAUCUUGGACUCUUCCCAUGAGGUGCCGCGGCACCAGGUGUGUGUAUAGGUGAACACACGUCACACCUGUGUACUGACACGUGUGUGCAUGGGGGCGUAUAUGGAUGCAUGUGUACAGGAGGUAUGUGACAUGGUGGAGUUGCAUAGGACAGAAAACCUGAGUUCUAAUUCCAGUUGUGACCAUAGUCCUAUGGCCUUGGAUAUAUUCCCUAACUUCUCUGGAACUCAGUUUUCUAAUCUGUAAAGUGAGGACAUUGUGCUAAAUCAUCUUUGUGGUUUCUUCAGCUCUAGUCUUGUAUGUAUGUAUAUAUAAAUAUGCUUAUCUGUAGAAAUGGGCCCAUUUGAGAAUUGGAGGACAGUCCUGCUCAAGUGCGUUUAUUGUGUCGGAAACAGCGAUUCACAAACGAGUUCACAAAAUCCUGUUUUAAAAUUCAGUGGUAGUAUUCAAUGUCAUUGUUAUUUUAAAUUCACUGUUUAACUGAAUAAAAGAUUGGUGCCAUUUUAAAAAUUAAGUUCUUAGCUUACAAGUGUUUGCUGUUACAAUUUUUUAAUAAAGUUCAUAUGUUAAAGUCAGAAAUUCAACUAUUCUGUACUUGGGCAGGUGCCAACAGCCUAUUUGCAUACAGGCUGGGUUUUGUGUAUGGGCCUUGACGUAGCUAGGUCAAAGUUAGCUGUUGGCUUGGUCAUGAUAAAUAUAAGCAGGGUGUACCUGGAGAACAGUCUGGAAGAGGUGGUUAUAGUUGUCACAAACUGGUGACAUGAAUCCAUUAAGCUGUGUGCCAUUUCCAGUGUGAAGACAUUGUUAGCUGGCUACGAUCUCUGACUUUUUGUGGCAUAUGAGGUGUAAAACGUUGUCAAAAAAGAAUCUGGUGUUUAAAAAGAAUCAAACUAUGGUGGCAUUAAAUGUUCACU
This is a messenger RNA of Diceros bicornis minor, 14005 nucleotides long. It is a transcript of the gene KIF26B, whose product is annotated as kinesin family member 26B. The transcript has 15 exons. The coding region runs from base 1088 to 7429 and encodes 2113 amino acids. Gene Ontology annotation, molecular function: microtubule motor activity; microtubule binding; ATP binding. NCBI's taxonomy places the organism in Eukaryota, Metazoa, Chordata, Mammalia, Perissodactyla, Rhinocerotidae. The record is from RefSeq and is a predicted model, not a curated record. Gene Ontology annotation, biological process: microtubule-based movement.